GUUUAACUUUGGCAAAUACACUUUGGACUAUAAAUGUAAAAAUUUGAUACAGUUUCACUUCACAGGAGAAAGACAUAAGAAUGAAAGGGAUACUCAUAAUAACGAUCACACUUGCCUUAACAAAUGUGCUGGCAUAUCAUGACCCGGAUCUCAACUAUCAUCUUAGCCAGUUGCAGAAGAUUCAACCAUGUGACGAGAGAGGUUACUCUUACCCAGCUCCGUCUAUCCAAUUGACAACUGGUGGAGUGAAGCCAGCCAGUGUGGUCGCCCAGCCGGUGUUAUCUGCUCCCUCGUACCAGUACUCUCAGGCUUCAGGAUACAGCUCGGCUGUUGCACCACAGCUCUCGUACGCUACUCAACCGGCCCUCAACUACCAAGCCGUGGUCUCCCAUGCCGGCUACGCUUCAGCCCCAGCAUACUCCACGCAAAUCAACCAAAUUCAAACUCAACAGAAAGAAGUGCACGGAUACGCCACCUCUGCUGGGCUUUCUUCGGCAGCAACUAGAACUGUCAUACCUCAAGCAACCUACGCCCAAGCUCCGAUCUUAGCCAAAAUAACUGGAGCUCCACUCAUCGCUAAGUUUGACAUAUCGCCCGCGAAGACCACUUAUGUGACUCAGAAUCUGGCAGCUCAGAAGGCGUCUGUGAAUUCAUACAGUAGUGUUCAACAUGGCGGACCUGUCGUCACCCAGCUGUAUGCAGCACCAUCGGCUCAGUACGCAGCGUCACCUAAUUUGAAAGUGCAGCAAAUCCAUCAACAAGGUCAAGCUCAGUAUGCUACUUCUGUUUCUCAUGUGUCUGCUGGGAAUGCUGUGCAGUACUCUGGUGCAUCAGUGCAAUACUCUGCUCCUGCGGUGACACAGUACGCUGCUCCCCAAGUAACCCAAUACGCCACUCCAGCAGUACAGUACGGUGCUCCGGUUGUGACAAACCACCACACGCAGUACUCCACUCCUGUGGUUGUGCAACAGUACGCCGCACCUGCCGCGAAUCAUUACCAGCAGUACCAGCCGGCUGUAGCGACGACGGUUGUCAAGUCCGCUCCGGUGUCACAUUACUCAGCGCCCGCGAUCUCUCGGUACGCCAGCGUGUCUUCGGGAGUGCAAUAUGCUGCCCCUUCAGUAUCUCACAUUGCCGCCCCCGCCGUGGCCCACCUUGCCGCCCCCUCCGUAGCUCACGUUGCCGCCCCUGCUGUGCAGGUUGCCCCUUCAUACCGUCUUGCAGCUGGACACGCUAAAAACGCACACACCGAGUUUCUGGAAAAUUAUGACUCACACCCGCGAUACGCGUACGAGUACUCCGUGAACGACCCUCACACUGGAGACAUCAAACAACAGAAGGAGGAACGCGACGGAGAGGUAGUUAAAGGUCAGUACUCGCUGGUGGAGCCGGACGGUUCAGUACGGACGGUGAAGUACGUAGCCGAUUGGGAGACCGGUUUCCACGCUGACGUGCGCAACAGUAAGGACAAUCAGCAUUAGACUGAUCCAGUUGCGAUACCCGCCUUAUAUGGAGCUGACAAGCAACGGAUAAUUGAAGGAAAGCCGCUUGCGUGAGUAUUCCAACGCGUAUACUUACAAUUUUCAAACUGUACCAUAACUGUACCAAGUGGGUGUACCUAAGUGUAUUUGUGGUACCUACGAAAUAAGGCACAUUUGUCGCCUUAUAGUGAAAACAACGAAAGCGCCUUUUUGAAAAAUCACAUUCGGUGUGAUUUUCUUCAUGAAAACAACUAAUAAUUCUUUCAAUUAAUUUAAAUCUGGUUAAAAUGUAAACCACAUAUUUUUACCUGGAUUGCUUUUUGCUUGUCUAUAUCGAAGUUUUGUUAACAAAAAUCAUAUGCGAAUGUGAUUUUAUAAAAAGGCGCUUACGCGGUUUUCUCUAUACGACGACAAUAUGUGAAAUGACCCUAACAGAUGUAAACAUUCUUCCUAUACACGACCGGUGCUUGUAUAAUUGCAUCACUGUUACACUUUUAUUUGUACUACUCUUUAUGAGCAUAAUGUGCAAUAAUGAAAAACUACAUAGGUAC
Pectinophora gossypiella (pink bollworm) is the source of this 2032-nucleotide messenger RNA. RefSeq lists its product as uncharacterized. The transcript is spliced from 6 exons. The record is from RefSeq and is a predicted model, not a curated record. Gene Ontology annotation, cellular component: extracellular matrix. The coding region runs from base 81 to 1481 and encodes 466 amino acids. NCBI's taxonomy places the organism in Eukaryota, Metazoa, Arthropoda, Insecta, Lepidoptera, Gelechiidae.